CUUCCGGCCGCGGGCUGGCCUUCGGCGGGGGCCGGCGCGCGGCGCGGGGAGUGCGGGUUCCGGCCGCCGGUCGCGAGAUUGAUCAGGACCGGUAAGAUGAGUCUACGGAAGCAAACUCCCAGUGACUUCCUAAAGCAGAUCAUCGGACGACCAGUCGUAGUCAAACUAAACUCUGGAGUGGAUUAUCGAGGGGUCCUGGCUUGCCUGGACGGCUACAUGAACAUCGCCCUGGAGCAGACGGAGGAGUAUGUGAACGGCCAGCUUAAGAAUAAGUACGGGGACGCCUUCAUCCGCGGGAACAACGUGUUGUACAUCAGCACACAGAAGAGAAGGAUGUGAGGACGCCGGGGCCGCUUUUCCUACGUGGAUGGAUUUUUUCUAUGAAAUGGUUUGCUUUUGUGAUAUGAUUUGUCUGAGUUUUUCUACUAGUUGAUUUCUUCCGAUGUGAACAAGAUAAAGGUAUAAACGUGC
Sorex fumeus (smoky shrew) is the source of this 471-nucleotide messenger RNA. RefSeq names its product LSM6 homolog, U6 small nuclear RNA and mRNA degradation associated (gene LSM6). The record is from RefSeq and is a predicted model, not a curated record. Lineage: Eukaryota; Metazoa; Chordata; Mammalia; Eulipotyphla; Soricidae. Gene Ontology annotation, cellular component: U6 snRNP; U4/U6 x U5 tri-snRNP complex; nucleolus. Gene Ontology annotation, molecular function: RNA binding. The transcript is spliced from 4 exons. Gene Ontology annotation, biological process: mRNA splicing, via spliceosome; maturation of SSU-rRNA. The coding region runs from base 97 to 339 and encodes 80 amino acids.